This is a messenger RNA of Macadamia integrifolia, 1474 nucleotides long. RefSeq names its product chalcone synthase-like. NCBI's taxonomy places the organism in Eukaryota, Viridiplantae, Streptophyta, Magnoliopsida, Proteales, Proteaceae. Gene Ontology annotation, molecular function: acyltransferase activity, transferring groups other than amino-acyl groups. The transcript has 2 exons. Bases 147 to 1319 code for a protein of 390 amino acids. Gene Ontology annotation, biological process: polyketide biosynthetic process. The record is from RefSeq and is a predicted model, not a curated record.
AUAUCCAAAACUCCAGGAUUGAAGCCCCAACAGUCCUUCACUAACCUCUCUGCAUCCACAUCAUCGACCGCAACCUACAACCAAGCGACAGCCCCUUUUUCUUAUUCCUCACCUUUCGGUUUCUCAAUUUCUCUAGCUGCUUCGAAAUGGUAACUAGUGUUGAUGCCAUCCGCAAGGCUCAAAGGGCUGAAGGCCCUGCCACUGUCAUGGCCAUCGGCACUGCCACUCCCCCCAAUUGUGUAGACCAGAGCACUUACCCUGACUACUACUUCCGCAUCACCAAAAGUGAACACAAGACAGAGCUCAAGGAGAAGUUUCAGCGCAUGUGUGACAAAUCCAUGAUCAAGAAGCGUUACAUGCACUUGAAUGAGGAGAUCCUCAAGGAGAAUCCAAGCAUGUGUGAAUACAUGGCUCCUUCUUUGGAUGCAAGGCAAGACAUGGUGGUUGUUGAGGUGCCCAAGUUAGGAAAAGAAGCAGCUGUGAAGGCAAUCAAUGAAUGGGGACAACCCAAAUCUAAGAUAACCCACUUGGUCUUCUGUACCACCAGUGGUGUUGACAUGCCUGGAUGUGAUUACCAACUCACCAAGCUCCUUGGCCUCCGACCCUCUGUGAAGAGACUCAUGAUGUACCAACAAGGAUGCUUCGCAGGUGGCACGGUCCUUCGUCUGGCCAAGGACCUUGCAGAGAACAACAAAGGUGCUCGUGUCCUUGUAGUUUGCUCUGAGAUCACAGCCGUGACUUUCCGUGGCCCAAGCGACACCCACCUUGACAGUCUCGUGGGUCAGGCUCUGUUUGGAGAUGGUGCAGCUGCAAUCAUAAUUGGGGCUGACCCGGUUCCUGGUGUGGAGAAGCCUUUGUUUGAGUUGGUCUCCGCGGCUCAGACCAUCUUACCUGAUAGUGAUGGUGCCAUUGAUGGACAUCUGAGAGAGGUUGGUCUUACCUUCCACCUUCUCAAGGAUGUUCCAGGCCUCAUCUCUAAGAACGUUGAGAAGAGCCUUACUGAGGCAUUUGAGCCACUGGGCAUCUCUGACUGGAACUCCCUCUUUUGGAUCGCCCACCCAGGUGGACCAGCUAUCUUAGACCAGGUUGAAGAGAAGCUAGCCCUUAAGCCGGAGAAACUAAGGGCCACAAGACACAUACUUAGCGAGUAUGGAAACAUGUCCAGUGCUUGUGUGCUAUUCAUCUUGGAUGAGAUGAGGAAGAAGUCCGCCGAGGAAGGGUUGAAGACCACCGGUGAAGGGCUCGAGUGGGGUGUUCUGUUUGGGUUCGGACCAGGGUUAACCGUUGAGACCGUGGUACUCCAUAGCGUCGCUUCCUAGAAGCAUACCAUAGAGGAAACACAAUUCAUUUCAUGCUCCACUUUCAAUUUUAUCAUCUUUGAUUUCUACUGUUUAUUUGCUUCAAGCUUGUGUGGCAUUAGAUGUUCUUAAUUUCUUCUCAUCUAAUAUCAAUGAAUGAAUUUUGAUUCCUAUAA